Messenger RNA from Hibiscus syriacus, 910 nucleotides. RefSeq lists its product as uncharacterized. The record is from RefSeq and is a predicted model, not a curated record. The coding region runs from base 1 to 708 and encodes 235 amino acids. The transcript has 7 exons. NCBI's taxonomy places the organism in Eukaryota, Viridiplantae, Streptophyta, Magnoliopsida, Malvales, Malvaceae.
AUGGUUGGUGGCCCCCGUGUCCAAAAUCAGAGUGCAAAUGUCAUAAAGAUUCGCAAGAGCAGUGGAGAUCCGUUUAUCUUUUUACCUUUCUGGAUAAGGUUAGAUUCUUCAUGUAAAUCUUCUCUCUUUGAUUCUUUGGCGGUGAAGUUUCUUCCCUUGAUUUUGAUUUGUUUGAUUCUUAGUAAUAGAUAUUUGGAUCUGGUAGCGAUUUUUUUGUUCCAAAGUAGUUUUUGUGAAGAAAAUGGUUCCUCAAAAUUCGGGGUCAGAUUUGACAGGUCUAUUCCUGAGGGCAAUGACCUUGGUGGUCUUUGUGAAGAAGAUCAUGGUUUCUUCUGUGCUGCUAGCUCACUACGUUUGGAUAGUUCUGGAGGUGAUGAUGUUGACAAGCUGAUCAUUAAUGAAAUUUUUGAGGUCGCAUUGAAUGAAAUCAAAAGCAGUCCCUUGAUAUUGUUUGUGAAAGACAUAGAGAAGUCUAUAGCUGGAAAUACUGAUAUAUAUACUGCCUUGAAGAGUAAGCUUGAGAAUUUGCCAACAAACAUUGUAGUAAUUGGUUCUCAUACACAGAUGGAUAACCACAAGGAAAAAUCCCACCCUGGCAGUCUUCUGUUCCCAAAGUUUGGUUCCAACCAGACUGUUCUGCUUGAUCUUGCUUUUCCAGAUAAUUUGGUAGACUUCAUGAAAGGGGUAAAGAAACAGCUAAAACCAUGAAACAAGUAACUCGCCUUUUCCCUAACAAAGUGACAAUCCAGUUGCCUCAGGAUGAAGCUUUACUUUUGGACUGGAAGCAGCAGUUAGAACGGGACAUUGAAACUCUUAAAGAACAGGCAAAUUUUGUUAGCAUUCGAUCAGUGAGUAACACUUUAAUCCUGCUCUGUUUUUUCUUUUUUUCCAGCUGUGUGCUCCCUGUUUC